Messenger RNA from Colletotrichum tamarilloi, 3966 nucleotides. RefSeq lists its product as uncharacterized. Gene Ontology annotation, cellular component: endoplasmic reticulum membrane. The transcript has 3 exons. Lineage: Eukaryota; Fungi; Ascomycota; Sordariomycetes; Glomerellales; Glomerellaceae. The record is from RefSeq and is a predicted model, not a curated record. Gene Ontology annotation, molecular function: ATP binding; ATPase-coupled monoatomic cation transmembrane transporter activity; ATP hydrolysis activity. The coding region runs from base 1 to 3966 and encodes 1321 amino acids. Gene Ontology annotation, biological process: transmembrane transport; intracellular calcium ion homeostasis.
AUGGCGCCCCUCGUGGACAACCCCCAGAUCAAGGUGGCCGAGCUGUGGAAGCCUUUACCGACAUACUUCCACGCCUACGUCUGGCCCUUUGCCAUCAUCUGGCCCAUCUUCCUCCGCUACUACCUUACCGCCGAGCUCUACGAGAAGCACAUCGCAUCCGAGGAAUGGACCUUUGUGUGGAUCGGCUCCAUCGUCACCCUUCAGUCCCUCGCCUGGCUGAGCACUCACUGGAGUGUCAACCUCCAAGCUACCUUUACUGCCACCCGCGCCAAGUCAAUUGACGAGGCCGAGCUCGUCAAGAUCAUUCCUGUCGCCAACGCCGGCUCUGCCGAAAUCUGUAAAAUCAUCCGCGACAAGGUUGGCGGCAAGAUCAACACCACCUUCUUGUUCCAGAAGCGCCGCUUCAUCUACUUCCCCGAGGACAAGUCCUUCCGAACCCUCGCCUACGAUAUCGAUGCCGAGCCAAAGCCCAAGAUCGGACGCUACCAGCAGUCCAAGGGCAUCACCACCGAAGCCGAGCUGAAGAGAAUCGAAGAGCACUAUGGCGCCAACGCCUUCGACAUCCCCGUUCCUACCUUUACCGAGCUCUUCAAGGAGCACGCCGUCGCACCCUUCUUCGUCUUCCAGAUCUUCUGUGUUGGCCUGUGGAUGCUCGACGAGUACUGGUACUAUUCGCUCUUCACCCUCUUCAUGCUUGUCGCUUUCGAGAGCACCGUCGUUUGGCAGCGCCAGCGUACACUCAACGAGUUCCGUGGCAUGAGCAUUAAGCCUUAUGAUGUCUACGUAUACCGCUUGGGCAAAUGGACUGAAGUCCUGAGCGACAAGCUUCUGCCUGGCGAUCUCGUCUCCGUAGGUCGCACCAAAGAAGAUAGCGGUGUCGCCUGCGAUAUGCUGCUUGUCGAAGGAACCGCCAUUGUCAACGAGGCCAUGCUUUCUGGUGAGAGUACCCCUCUCCUGAAGGACUCCGUACAGCUUCGCCCCAGCGACGCCCCCAUCGAGCCUGAAGGCCUUGACAAGAACGCUUUCUUGUGGGGUGGUACCAAGGUUUUGCAAAUCACCCACGGCAACCCCGAUGAAGAGAAGCCCAAGCUGGCAUCCGGCGUCCCUCCUCCCCCUGACAAUGGCGCCAUGGCUAUCGUCCAAAAGACCGGCUUUGAGACCUCCCAGGGCAGCCUUGUCCGCACCAUGAUCUACUCCACCGAGCGUGUUUCCGCCAACAACGUUGAGGCUCUGCUCUUCAUCUUGUUCCUCCUCAUUUUCGCCAUCGCCGCUUCCUGGUACGUCUGGGACGAGGGUGUCAAGAAGGACCGCAAGCGCUCCAAGCUUCUGCUUGACUGCGUCUUGAUCGUCACCAGCGUCGUUCCUCCUGAACUGCCCAUGGAACUCAGUCUUGCCGUGAACACCAGUUUGGCAGCGCUGGCCAAGCUUGCCAUCUUCUGCACCGAGCCCUUCCGUAUUCCUUACGCUGGCCGCAUUGACAUCGCCUGCUUCGACAAGACUGGUACCCUCACCGGCGAGGACUUGGUUGUUGAAGGUAUUGCUGGCCUGGGACUCGGUCAGGAGGGCACGAGCACCCCUCGCGAGGCCGACGGUGCGCACUCAACCAUGACCCCCGUCAACGAAAUCCGCCUGGAUACCACUUUGGUUCUCGCUACUGCCCAUGCACUUGUCAAGCUUGACGAGGGUGAAGUCGUUGGCGACCCAAUGGAGAAGGCUACUUUGACUUCUCUCGGCUGGACUCUUGGUAGAAACGACACCCUCGCCAGCAAGCCCACCACAGCUGCUACUACUGGUGUCAGUGGAACUGUUCAGAUCAAGCGCCGCUUUCAAUUCUCCUCCGCCCUCAAGAGACAGAGUACUGUUGCCACUGUCAACGGUGCUGACAAGGCUGGCAACCGAAUCCGUGGCACUUUUGUCGCUGUCAAAGGCGCUCCUGAGACCAUCAUGAAGAGACUCUCCAUUAUCCCUGCCGACUACGAAGAGACCUACAAGUACUUUACCCGACGCGGUUCCCGUGUACUUGCACUCGCCUACAAGCAGCUUACUGUUGAUAACGAGCUCGGAGGUAGCAAGAUCAACGACCUUAAGCGCGACAACGUCGAGUCUGGACUUACUUUUGCCGGUUUCCUGGUUCUCUCCUGCCCUCUCAAGGAUGACGCGAAGCAAGCUGUCCAGAUGCUCAACGAGAGCAGCCACCGUGUCGUCAUGAUCACCGGUGACAACCCCCUUACCGCUGUCUACGUCGCCCGCGACGUUGAGAUUGUUGACCGUGAGGUUCUGAUUCUCGACGCCCCCGAGGACAACGAGGGCGGCGACAAGCUUGUCUGGCGCAGUGUUGAUGAGAAGACUAUCAUCCCUGCCGACCCCUCUAAGCCUCUUGACCCCAAGAUUCUUGAGAACAACGAUCUCUGUGUUACCGGUUACGCUCUGGCCAAGUUCAAGGACCAAGUCGGCUGGCGCCAGAUCCUCCGUCACGCCUGGGUUUACGCGCGUGUGUCGCCCAAGCAGAAGGAGGACAUUCUCGUUGGUCUCCGAGACAUGGGUUACUAUACAUUGAUGGCUGGUGACGGAACCAACGACGUCGGUGCCCUCAAGCAAGCCCACAUUGGUAUCGCUCUCCUCAACGGCACUAUGGACGACUUGACUCGCAUCGCCGAGCACUCCCGGAACACUAAGAUGAAGGAGAUUUACCAGAAGCAAGUUGACCUCAUGAAGAGGUUCAACCAACCCGCACCCCCCGUUCCCGUCAUGAUCGCCCAUCUGUACCCUCCUGGCACUAGCAACCCCCACUUCACCAAGGCUGUCGAGCGCGAGGCCCAGAAGAAGAAUAUCACCCCCGAGGAAUGGCUCAAGGCUAACGGCGUCAGCGCCAUCGAGACCGUCACUUCCCCUGGUGCUAAGCAACUUCUUAACAACAACGAUCCUAACGCUGCUCGUCAGGCCAAGGCUGCCGCCAACGCCGCUAGCUUUGCCGACAAGAUGACAUCCAGCCUGAUGGAGACCGAGAUGGGUGAUGAUGAGCCUCCUACGCUGAAGCUUGGUGAUGCCUCUGUCGCGGCUCCUUUCACCAGCAAGCUGCGCAACGUUAUUGCCGUUCCCAACAUCAUUCGCCAGGGCCGCUGCACACUCGUCGCGACCAUCCAGACAUACAAAAUUCUCGCUCUCAACUGCCUCAUUAGCGCUUACAGUUUGAGUGUGUUGUACCUCGAGGGUAUCAAGUUCGGUGACGGACAGUACACCAUCAGCGGUAUUCUGAUGAGCGUGUGCUUCUUGUCCAUCUCUCGUGCUCGCGUUGUCGAGGGUCUCUCCAAGGAGCGACCCCAGCCCAACAUUUUCAACUUUUACAUCAUUGGUUCGAUUCUUGGACAAUUCGCCGUCCACGUUGUCACUCUCAUCUACAUUGCCCGGUUCUGUGACAGACUGGAGCCCCGCUCCGGUGACGUUGAUCUCGAGGCCGAGUUCGCGCCCAGUCUCCUCAACAGCGCCGUUUACCUGCUUCAGCUCAUCCAGCAGAUUAGCACGUUCGCCAUCAACUAUCAGGGACGUCCUUUCCGUGAGGGUCUUCGCGAGAACAAGGGCAUGUUCUACGGUAUUGUCGGUGUUUCUGCCCUGGCCUUCUCCUGCUCCAUGGAGUUCAUCCCCGAGAUCAAUGAGCAGAUGAAGCUGGUCCCCUUUAGCGAUGAGUUCAAGAUGACCAUGACGGGCAUCAUGGUUAUCGACUACGCCGCCUGCUGGGUCAUUGAGGUUGUUCUCAAGAACCUCUUUUCUGACUUCCGUCCCCGCGACAUUGCUGCUCGCAGACCCGAGCAGCUGGAGCGUGAGCGCGUCCGCAAGGCGGCAGAGCAGAAGAUCAAGGACGAAGAGGAGGAGAAGAAGGCGCAGGAGAAGGUGGCCGAGUUUGAGCGCAAGGUGGAGGAGCGCCGCCAACAGCUCGAGGCAUGGAGAACGGGCCGACAGAGGCAGUAG